Molecule: messenger RNA, 540 nt
Organism: Cetraspora pellucida
Lineage: Eukaryota; Fungi; Glomeromycota; Glomeromycetes; Diversisporales; Gigasporaceae
Source: the annotation of a GenBank genome assembly
AUGCCGGCCGAUAUUUCCUGCCUUGAAACUUUAGCAUUAAAUAUCCUUAGAAAUAGCUGUCCAGAAAAGAUUGCAGAAAAUGCUGAUUUUUCGGAACUAGAUCCUGCUCAAAAUGAAAUAGAAUCAGGAAUUGAUACCACAGCCAAAAGUCAGGUGGGAAGCGCUGAGUCGUUAACUCAAAAUACCAAUGAUCAAAUGGAUAUUUCGUCAUCUUUAUUUAACGAUUAUCAAAUAUACCCAAGUGGCACAUUAUUAUUCGAGACCACAACCAAGGGCAUACUAUUAUUCGGGAACAUGACCAAGAAAAUUGAUCAUGCCGAAUCUAGGAAUGAAGUUACGAAUCGAGAGGUUAUCAAUAGCUAUUUUUAUUUUGGAGGGGUUAUAUAUAAACGAUAUAAAGAGUAUAAAAAAAGUAAUGGUAAGCAAGCAUCCGAUGCUCUAGUUUUUGAUAACGUUAGAAAACAAAUUCCAGAAGGGUGUCCAAUGUCACUUUGCGGAAGAAAAUGGAAAGAGCCCGAAAAAUCUAUAAACUCUUUAUAG